Molecule: messenger RNA, 852 nt
Organism: Closterium sp. Naga37s-1
Lineage: Eukaryota; Viridiplantae; Streptophyta; Zygnematophyceae; Desmidiales; Closteriaceae
Source: the annotation of a GenBank genome assembly
AUGGAGAUACCAGAUGACGUGGAGUUACCAUUCCAUUCCACCAGCGUCCACUUGCUCUCUUCCAUUUCCGCUUUCAUGUGCCCCAACAUUCUUGUGUGCGCCCUUUCGUCCAAUCACUGCUUCUCCACCUGCCUCGUCAAUGCUGUCUCACUCCACUCAAAACGCCUCCAUAUGGUGGUGCUGCAGCUCUUCCUGGCACGCACAAGGGUGAGUGAAAGUGCUGUGAGCGCCAUGUGCCAAUACUGUGCCUCAUUCUCUCCCACCCUCCCCUACCCACUUUGCUGGGCGCUGGUGGGUGCUAAUGGGUGUUGGUGGGUGCUGACGGGUGCAAUUGAUCGUUUUCACCAUCACAAGCACCUCUGGGCGUUGCUGGCACAGCUGCUGCAGGGCAGCAAGGUGCAGCACGUGGUGCUCGUAUCACAGCUGGAGGCCUCCUCGCACCCCUCAGGUCUGGCGGGGCUGCUCUGGUCUGCCUCGCCACUAGCAGCAGUGGCAGAGGUGGAGGCAGCACUCGCUGCUGCUGUGGCAGCAGGUGGUGACCGGGAGAGGGGGGCAGCCGGGGAGGCGCGGAGACAGGGCUUUGGGUCAGAGCGACACAGUGAAGCAUUUAAGUGUCAGGAGGAGAAUGUGGCAGUGGUGGUGGCUGUUCUUCCUCCCCUCUUCCAAUCCCUAUGGUCUCGUCUCAUCAGGUCUCCCCCCACCACCCUUCAGGCCAGCGCCACGAGGGGCAGUGUGUCAAGGGAGGAUCUGGCAGCCAUGGUGGCAGCAGCGCUGGCAGUGCCACUGCCCCCGCAGCACAGACGCAUCAUUGAGGUGGGCGUGUGGGUGGGUGGGACGUGUUGGGUGGGAUGA